AUGCAUGACAUAGGCCCUGCGGAUCCUGUCAUUCGAAAUCUUGUCGAUGAGAUGGUCGUCGAGUGUCCCCAGCGCGCGCUGGGAUGUGCAUAUUCAUGCCAGAGAUUACUCCUCUCGACUCACGUCGACGAGUCUUGCGCUUAUGGGAAUGUGACGUGCCAUGAAUGUGGUACGGUACUCAUCCGGAAGGAUCUUGCUGGGCACACGCAUGUCGAUACCAGCUACUCGGGGGAGGAUGUUGACACAGAGCGGAAACCUAUCUCCCAUGAGUCGAGCGCUUCUAACGAGGAGAAUGCAUCACUUGCAGCUGACUCCCAACAUGAUAUACCACAUCUUCGCGAGGACGUCUUAGUCGCGGAGAACGCCUUACUCCGGCACCGCAUCUCAGCGUUGGAAGGUAUGGUGCACAUAUUGCAACAGGAAAUGUGCAUUGUGCAACGUGCUCUUGGUCCGUGGUACAGGUCGGAGAUCACUGAUGGUUCAUGGGAGCAGGAUGUUCGUCCAGGAGUUCAAGAUGAGUAUGGAACGUCUCAAAUCGAGGCACAAAACCAGACGAAUGGAGGGACCUCACAGGCCGUGAGGAUCAAUAGGUCUACUUCCGCCACCCUUUCAUCUCAAUCCCCAGACGUAUCGCGUAUCGCGCCGCAGGGGCAUCCGCUCGAAAUUGAUUUGGCGUCUUAUUUCCCUUCCGAAGAGGAGGCGGACAAUGAAUAUAGCUCCCACAUGCAUCGAGAGCCACAGGCACAUCCCAUUAGUGCACCAUCUUCCUCCAGCAACGGCAUGCGAUCUCAAGAGGCAUUGUCGCAGGCACAAUCGGCGACGACCAGAGCCCAUGCGAUACGGUCAUAUUCGGGAUCGUACCCUCAGACAUCAGCAUUUGGUCCUACCGCACACUCUUCCAACACACCUGCUUUCACGUCUUCACUUUCGUAUCCAGGUUCGGCAGCGUCCCUCGUGCCAGCAUCCAUCUCGGUUCCCCCAUUAGAUCCAACGACGCCGCUUCCCGGAACACUUGCCUCAUUGCACUCAUCAUUGGUCUCGUUGGCUGGAGCACUCAGCGCUUUAGCAACCACGCGUGCACAGGAGGCUCUGUACACCGGCGAGGAGUUGAGAAGUCUGAGGGGCGGUAUGCACGGGCUACGCAUGCAGCUUCACGAUGUUAUGACAACGCGCAUGCCAUCCAGAGAGUCUGCCGCUACUCCUAUCAACGGUGGUGGUGGCGGCCCGGGCGCUGGUGCAGGUGAGGGCGUUGGCAUAGGUGUUGGGCUGCCCCCGUGGAUGGUAUACGGGCCUCGCCUCCCUGGUCCAACUACGUAUCCACAUAUACCAGGUUCAGUCACAGCAACGAAGCUCUAG
Messenger RNA from Fibroporia radiculosa, 1356 nucleotides. RefSeq lists its product as uncharacterized. The transcript is spliced from 4 exons. The record is from RefSeq and is a predicted model, not a curated record. Lineage: Eukaryota; Fungi; Basidiomycota; Agaricomycetes; Polyporales; Fibroporiaceae. Bases 1 to 1356 code for a protein of 451 amino acids.